This is a messenger RNA of Amoebophrya sp. A25, 281 nucleotides long. The record is from the annotation of a GenBank genome assembly. NCBI's taxonomy places the organism in Eukaryota, Dinophyceae, Syndiniales, Amoebophryaceae.
UUUUGAUCAACAAUGUGCUGUAUUUGUAGCGAUCAUUUUCACAGAAGCGGAUGGUAGUUACACAUAAGUAUGAAUUUCAGUACAACUACUACUUGAUUCAUCUCGUACUAGGGAAUAGCGUCUCUACCAGGCUCAUGCUGGCGAGAACACCUACAUCCUAGACUAUCUAGCUGCUAAGCUAACUCAGGACUGUCUUCUAUUGCUAAUCAAAACAUCAUUAGUAAACAGCCAGGUGGUUUAUUUUUUCGAUGAUAAGCAUCCCCAACAUCCAUACGUUAGGU